AUGUAUUAUCUAUCGGGUAAAGGUGUUAAUUUGGAUCCCUCGUUGUUCGCGGUGGUGUGUUGGUUGCUUUGGAAGAAUAGAAACACAUUUGUUUUUGAGGAGAAGCUGGCUGCCGAUGGCCAAAUUCAGGUGGCGGCUCGGAGAAUUCAGCAGCUGAUUGCUGAGGCCUUGAAGAGGGACCCGUCGAUCCGAGGGGAGCAGCUGUCUGGUGAAUGGAGGUCGGUCGGAUGGGAGUUCCCCCCGGCCGGGUGGAGCUGUAUCAACACGGAUGGAUCGGUGGCGCUAGCAUCCCAAAGCGCGACGGCGGGAGGCGUGGUGAGAGAUGAUCAUGGGAGAUUCCUGGGUGCCUUUGUGAUGAAUCUCGGUGGAGGCACGAUUACUCGUGCGGAGCUUAUGGGCAUACGACAGGGAUUGCAGGUGGCUUGGGACCUUGGAGUAAGAAAGGCGGUUCUUCGGUCGGAUUCCAAGAGCGCGGUCGAGCUGAUCGCGUCAGCUACUACAUCUAGCCCGCACUUUCAGCUGGUAUCACAGGUAAGGCGUCUGAUCAACCAAGAGUGGGAAGUUCGGGUGGAGCACACGUACAGGGAGGGAAAUGUGGUGGCGGACUACUUGGCAUCGACAGGGUACAACCUCCUGGUGGGGGUGCACAUUGUCUCGGUUCCCAGUCCGAUGAUGCAACACUGGCUUUUGUUUGAUCUUGUAGGGAGUGUUACUCCUAGAUUGAUUUAUCAGUGA
Linum tenue is the source of this 735-nucleotide messenger RNA. NCBI's taxonomy places the organism in Eukaryota, Viridiplantae, Streptophyta, Magnoliopsida, Malpighiales, Linaceae. The record is from the annotation of a GenBank genome assembly.